AUGAUGGACCUUCGACGCCGCCAUGUCUGGAAGUACCGGAGACUUCUCCUCAUCAUCCUCACUCCACUGUGCGUGCUGCCCCUGCCACUGGUCAUCAGGACGAAGGUGGCAGGCUGUGGCUAUACUCUGGUGCUCAUGGCCGUGUUCUGGAUGUCUGAGAUUUUGCCUCUCUCUGUGACUGCUCUCCUGCCAGCGCUGCUCUUCCCUCUCUUCGGCAUCCUGAAGUCUUCUGAGGUUGCUUCAAUGUACUUCAAAGAUUUCCACGUGUUGUUGAUGGGGGUCAUCUGCUUAGCAACGUCCAUCGAGAAAUGGGGUCUCCACCGAAGGAUAGCUCUCAGAUUGGUGACUUUUGUCGGAGCCAACCCAGGCUGGCUAAUGCUUGGCUUCAUGGCAGGCUGUGCUUUCCUGUCCAUGUGGCUGAGCAACACGUCUACCGUUGCCAUGGUGAUGCCCAUCGUGGAAGCAGUGAUCCAGCAGAUCGUGAGUGCAGAGGGAGAGGCAGAGGCUAGCCAGCAGCAGAGCAACACCAACAACGCUGGCAACACAAACCCCAGCUUCCAGCUGGAUGAGGUGGAGACACAGUACGACAAGGUUAAAGAGAUCAUCAGUGCUGAAAUAGAUCUCAAAAACGUUCCCAGUUCUCGGUCAGACAAACGAUACCGAACCCAGAAGGAUCAUAUGAUGUGUAAGGGCUUGUCUCUGUGCAUUGCCUACUCCUCAUCUUUUGGAGGCCUGAGCACCCUGACUGGGACAGCCCCUAACCUCAUCUUCUCUGAAUACAUACGGCAGUUCUACCCAGAAUGCACAAGCAUCAAUUUUGGGAACUGGUUCAUUAUGUGCCUGCCAAUCAGCAUCAUCGUCUUGGUGUUGUCAUGGAUAUGGCUGCACUGGAUGUUUCUUGGCUCUAAUUUCUCCUCACUGUUGCGCACCUCCAGGAAUAGGCAGUCAGAGAGAGAGCGAUUGGCAGCCAAUGUUAUCCAACAGCAGUAUGAUGCUCUGGGACCAAUGAGUUCACAGGAGAUUGUCAGUUUGAUUAUAUUUGUGCUCAUGGCACUGCUGUGGUUUUUCCGGGAGCCUGGUUUCAUGCCUGGCUGGUCUUCUCUGUUCUCAGAUUACCCAGGAUUUGCGACGGAUGCCACUGUGGCAGUGUUGCUGGGUAUACUGCUCUUCAUCAUCCCUUCUGGCAGAGUCAAUGGCACUCACUACGAGCCCAUGAUUACAUGGAAAGAGUUCCAGUCAUGUAUGCCAUGGGAGAUCAGCCUUCUUGUUGGUGGGGGCUUCGCUUUGGCAGAGGGCACUGAGGUGUCUGGACUGUCUGAGUAUGUGGCUAACUUGCUGACUCCAUUGGGUGACCUCCCUCCAUUGGCCACAGUAACUAUUGCCUGUCUAAUUGUUACCUCUGUCACUGAGGUGGCCAGUAAUCCAGCUACCGCCACCAUCUUCCUGCCCAUACUUGCCCCGCUGGCAGAGGCUAUCAAAAUCAACCCUCUCUACAUGCUGAUUCCCGCAGUUCUCAGUGUGUCUUUCGCCUUUGUUUUACCUGUUUCCAACCCUUCAAAUGCCAUUGUUUUCACUUAUGGCCAUCUCACAACCAUGGACAUGGUAAAAGCAGGACUGGGUGUAAAUGUCAUUGGUAUUCUGGCUGUGCUGCUAGCUUUGACCACAUGGGGUACUGCUCUGUUUGACCUGGACACCUACCCAGAAUGGGCCCCAGGCCAUGGUGCGGCUAAUAUUACAGGAGCGCAGUUGUAUAUCCGAGUGUCGACUAUGCUGGAUCCGUCCUCUAGUGAAGAAUCCGGAGGUGAACUGCCACCAGAUGACGAGCCUCCAAUCAAACCAGGGAAAAUCCCCCAAAAGGUCCCAAAGUCUGAGAAACCAGCAGGUGCCCCUCGUACCCAAACCAGUGACCCGAGCCCAGCUGUCCCGGGUGAAGAUAAAGAUGAUCAAGAAAGACUUAAGAAAGAGGAGGCUGAGAGAAAAAUUAAACUACAGAUUUACGUGUUUGUACUGAGGUGUAUAGCGUAUCCUUUCAAUGCGAAACAGCCCACGGAUAUGGCUCGGAGACAACAAAAGAUGAAUAAGCAGCAGUUGCAGGCAGUGAAGGAGCGUUUUAAUGCUUUCUUGAGAGGAGAGACACAGAUCGUGGCUGAUGAGGCUUUCUGCAAUGCCGUCCGCAGCUACUACGAGGGGGCUGGACAAGUGGGCACUCUCUAG
Molecule: messenger RNA, 2214 nt
Organism: Chanos chanos (milkfish)
Lineage: Eukaryota; Metazoa; Chordata; Actinopteri; Gonorynchiformes; Chanidae
Gene: slc13a1
Product: solute carrier family 13 member 1
Exons: 18
Coding region: 1-2214 (737 amino acids)
Biological process (GO): sodium ion transport; sulfate transmembrane transport
Cellular component (GO): plasma membrane
Molecular function (GO): sodium:sulfate symporter activity
Source: RefSeq, a predicted model, not a curated record